UUCUUUCAUUUUAUCACCUUUCACAUAUUCUUGCGUCAAAAACUUUUGGAUUUUAUUACGUAUAUUACAAUCGCUACAUCUAUAAUUUUUUUGAAACACUAAUUUAUCAUAUUAUAUACGUUUCACUUGACAAAUUGUAAGCGAUACAAAAUAACAAAAAGUCAAGAGUUGUCACUUUCGGAAAAGUAUUUUCACACUCUUCACUGAACGCUGUCUCCUGUCAAACUGACAAGCAGGCUUCGUGUAAAGAAUGAUUAUUGAUUGGACACGAGCAUGCGCUCUUCUUAGGACAAUGUUAUGGACGGGUCCCAUUACAAAAACAUUCUCAAAAGCUGGCGCAAGCGCCAGCUUUUUAUGCAUGUCUCUAGCUACAGCUAAGCAAAACCUUAGAUGGUCAUGGCAGUAACGUACUGGUCGUCUUUGCGAAACGAUCAUGAGCGAUCCGAAACGCGUAACAGAUAACGAAAACAUCAAUGACUACAAUAUACAAUUCAAUCGAUGGUCUCUCAUAUCGCUAGGUGCUUGGCCACAAAUAAGCGCGCCGAACAGAAUGAAAAAACUCGCGGUAUUAAUGCAAAUCUUCAUUUAUUGGACCGCGAUGACGAUCGUUAUGAUACCGUUCAUGUUGUACAUGUUGUUCGAGAAAAAAGACUUUAAGACUAAAUUAAAAAACCUUAUUCCGCUGAUUAACAGAAUCAUGGGAUCCAUAAAUUACUGGAUAUUACUUUCGCGUAACAAAGACAUUAAACGUUGCAUACAGCAUAUGGAAGCGGAUUGGAAACUCAUUCAGAGAAACGUUGACCGUGAAGUGAUGAUGCAAUAUGCCAAGAUCGGUCGCUUCAUAACCACAUUAUUCGCGAUGUUUAUACAUAGUAGUACGUACAUCUUUAACGUGGUCAAGGCGAUGGAAACAACGACCGUUAUCGUCGACAACAAAACUAUUACGAUACAUCCGUUGACAUGUCCAGCGUACAGCAAGAUACUUGACGUGAGACCUAGCCCCGCGUACGAGAUCAUGAGGGGUGUGCAAUUCUUUUUGGCGUUUGUAAUAGCUUCCUCUACAGCAACUGUUUGCGGUCUCGCUGCCGUCUUCGCGAUGCAUGCUUGCGGUCAACUAAAUGUAAUGCAUACGUGGUUAAACGAGCUCGCGGAGGAGAAGAAAAAUCAUUUAGCAAACAAAAAACUUGCAGCCGUCGUGAAACACCAUUGGAGAGUCCUCGGUUUUGUACAACAAAUAGAGAGUAUUAUGCAUAAAGCCUGUCUAGGAGAAGUGAUGGGAUGUACGAUUUGUAUGUGUUUAUUUGGAUAUUACAUUAUUAUGACCUGGAAUGCGUUCAAUUUGGUAAAAAUAUUUUCAUAUUUUUUUGGAUACAUAACAAUGAGUUUCAAUAUAUUUGUAUUUUGUUACAUCGGUGAAAUCCUUACAGAAGAGUGUAAAAAAGUUGGAGAAAUAGUAUAUAUGACUAAUUGGUAUAAACUGCCUCACAAAACAGCGCUUGGUCUCAUUUUGAUAAUCAUGCAAUCGAGUCACAUUAUCAAGAUAACUGCGGGAAAACUAGUUACGUUAUCCAUAGCAACCUUUGGUGACAUAAUGAAAACUUCCACAGCAUAUAUGAAUAUCUUACGAACGAUGGCAACAUAAAACGUAGAAACUCAGAAAGUUAUGAAACACAUGUAUGGAAUAUCUUACAAAUGUUAAAUAGAGAAUAAAUGUUA
Temnothorax curvispinosus is the source of this 1716-nucleotide messenger RNA. RefSeq names its product odorant receptor 82a-like. Bases 434 to 1642 code for a protein of 402 amino acids. Gene Ontology annotation, molecular function: olfactory receptor activity; odorant binding. The transcript is spliced from 5 exons. Gene Ontology annotation, biological process: detection of chemical stimulus involved in sensory perception of smell; sensory perception of smell. Gene Ontology annotation, cellular component: plasma membrane. The record is from RefSeq and is a predicted model, not a curated record. NCBI's taxonomy places the organism in Eukaryota, Metazoa, Arthropoda, Insecta, Hymenoptera, Formicidae.